AUGAAGAUGGUAACUGCUUUCACGGGCAACAUGAAGAAAGCUGCUGCUGGACUUAGACGCAUUAAUCUUGAAGGUCUCCGAUGGCGGGUUUUUGAUGCAAAAGGCCAGGUCCUUGGGAGGUUAGCAUCUCAAAUAGCUACUGUAGUUCAAGGAAAGGAUAAACCAACUUACACCCCUAAUCGCGAUGAUGGAGAUAUGUGCAUUGUUCUUAAUGCAAAGGAUGUUUGUGUGACUGGGAGAAAACUCACGGACAAGGUUUAUUACUGGCAUACAGGGUAUAUUGGCCACCUCAAGGAAAGGACUCUAAAGGAUCAAAUGGCCAAAGAUCCUACUGAAGUCAUUCGCAAAGCUGUUCUGCGUAUGCUUCCGAGAAACAAACUACGUGAUGACAGGGAUCGAAAAUUAAGGAUCUUUCCUGGCAGUGAGCACCCGUUUGGUGAUCGACCACUUGAACCUUAUCUGAUGCCUCCGAGAAGUGUACGGGAAAUGAGGCCACGAGCAAGGCGUGCCAUGAUUCGAGCACAGAAGAAGGCUGAGCAGCAGCAACAGAAUGCUGAUGGAAAGAAAAAAAAUGGAGAAGCCCAGGAAGAAAGUGCCUGA
Sphenostylis stenocarpa is the source of this 600-nucleotide messenger RNA. NCBI's taxonomy places the organism in Eukaryota, Viridiplantae, Streptophyta, Magnoliopsida, Fabales, Fabaceae. The record is from the annotation of a GenBank genome assembly.